This is a messenger RNA of Manduca sexta (tobacco hornworm), 940 nucleotides long. It is a transcript of the gene Prosbeta1, whose product is annotated as proteasome subunit beta type-6. The record is from RefSeq and is a predicted model, not a curated record. Gene Ontology annotation, cellular component: proteasome core complex. The transcript has 4 exons. The coding region runs from base 263 to 940 and encodes 225 amino acids. Gene Ontology annotation, molecular function: threonine-type endopeptidase activity. NCBI's taxonomy places the organism in Eukaryota, Metazoa, Arthropoda, Insecta, Lepidoptera, Sphingidae.
AGAAAACUGCAAACUGAAAAGAGUGAACCUGGUGUUUUAAAUUAAUAAUUCAAAGAUUACUUAAUAAAUUUUAGGAUUAUUUACCUAAAUUUAUUAUAACUUUAAUAAUAAUAUUACGUGAAAAUUGAAACGACAUCAAUGAUAUGACGGUUUCGUUCGAUUGACGUUUGGCUUUGACAGCAAUCAAUGCGGAUUGUCGCCGGAAUUGUAUCGUGACUUUCAAAAAAAUAUAACAAACUAUUUAAGAAAACUUAAUAUCAAAAUGGCAACAUCAGUGAUAAACACAUACACGGACCCAUGCCUUCCUGAGUGGAUGAACGCGCCCCACAGCACGGGCACGUCGAUCAUGGCGUGCGAAUUCGACGGCGGAGUGGUGAUUGGAGCCGACUCGCGCACCACCACCGGCGCGUACAUCGCCAACAGAGUCACCGACAAGCUGACCAGGAUCACUGAUCAUAUAUACUGCUGUCGGUCCGGAUCGGCCGCCGACACUCAGGCUAUAGCUGAUAUUGUUACUUAUCAUUUGAAUUUCCAUAAGAUGGAGUUGGGUGAGCCCCCACUAGUAGAGACUGCAGCAGCUAUAUUCCGUGAACUGUGCUACAACUAUCGCGAUUCACUUGUAGCAGGUAUCCUUGUAGCUGGCUGGGAUAAAAAGAAAGGAGCACAAAUCUACUCAGUACCCAUUGGCGGUAUGGUGCAGCGUCAAGCCGUCUCCAUUGGGGGAUCUGGUUCCUCAUAUGUCUAUGGUUAUGUUGACGCUAACUUCAAGCCCAAAAUGACCAAGCAAGAAGCCAUGAAGUUUGUCACAGACACUCUGACACUAGCCAUCCUGCGUGACGGGUCAUCUGGUGGUGUGGUGCGUCUAGGAGUCAUCACAGAGGCUGGUGUGGAACGUUCUGUCAUCCUGGGUGAUCAGCUACCUAAAUUCUAUGAGGGUUGA